AUGUGGCGGACAGGCAUAGUAUUUGUGAUUUUACCUCACUUCAGUCUGGGAUUGUUGUCUGACUACAAGAUAUGUGGGGAUUCUGAGUGUGAAAGCCUAAUGAGCAGAGUGCAGGCCACCAGGGACCACCAUGGCGAGGACUGCCGUUUCCUGAGCUUCAGACGAGGGGACACCAUUUUUGUUUACCACAAACUGUCCGGGAAGAGAGGAGACCUCUGGGCAGGCAGCAUUGACAAACAGUUUGGCUACUUCCCGAAGGAAGCGGUGCAGGAGGAGCAGGUUUACGCUACCGCGGAAAAAGUAGUGGAAACACAGAAAUCUGAUUUCUUCUGCAUGGAUAAGUUUGGUUACCUCAUUGACUCCAGUCAUUUGGAUGGUGAUUCUGAAGAUGAUCAGAAAAACCAUGAGUCAGAAACCGCCCACACCACUCCCUACCCCGAUGACACAAGCGCUGAAAGUCCUCCGACAUCGGAAGAGCCCUCUGCCGAAUCUCCAGUUUCGGCACCGGAAGCUGACGGAACAUCGGCAGAAGUGGACGAAAGCAAGAGUGCUAGCGACGCCACUGCCGGGACUCAGGAGAGCGCAGGGGAGACUCCUGCAGGUCGGAUGGAACAAGGUGGGUCUGACCCCGCCCCCUCCUCCUGGCUCGGUUCUUCGGUGACAGGGUGGUUAGGUCUGGCUAAAGAGGAAGAAGCCGGCAGUUUGACUGAAGGAGGGGAGAAAGACGAGAUAACAGAGACGCGGGCCGAAGCUUCUGUCGCUUCGUCCGUGACAGGAUGGCUGGGGUUUGGACGAGAAGAGAAACCUGAUGAUGCUUUGAAAGGUACAGAAGAAGACACAGAAAAUGCAGACUCUUUGGCGUCAACCAUGACUGGGUGGCUUGGCUUUGGAGGAGGGACAGCAAAAACGGCAGAAAAAGCUCAAGGAGAAGAAAGAGAAGAUGGCAAAGAACCAGCAGAGAUAUUCAGGAGUCGAAGGAUGUCUCUCGACCUGGAAGGCAGCCAAUUACAUGAAGAGAAGCAGAAAGAGACGGGGACAUUGGAUUGGCUGGGAAGCGGACUGUCAAGCACGCUGGGGUUCGGCCUGACCAAUCAGGAGUCAGGGCACGAGGCAGUGCCUGAAAGAGAGGCCAAGGAGACAAUCCCGGAUGAGGAAGUACUGCCGGCAUCCGGCACUUGGUUGGUUAUGGGGAUCGGGGCCAUUUUAGGCUACGGGAAAGACAAGCAGGAAGUUGAUGCGAGUGCAGGAAGUGGUUUGAAGGGGACAGAAGAGGACAAAACCUUAGAACAUCCGACAGGCUCGGAGAAUGUGGAUACCAGUCAAUCUCAAAGUGCACGGACAGAGGAGGUAGAGACACAGGCUGGCAAUGAAUCAAAUGUGGGAGAAACUCAGAAAGACCAAAAUGUCCCACCAGAGAUACGAGUCAAUGCUGAAACGAACGAUAACGUUAUAGGUACUUCAGAAAGCAGCAAGGAUCGUGUAUCACCUGAAGAUGAAGCAUCCAAGGUCGACCUAGAAGACGUUCCUCUUCAGACCGAGUUCGAGAAAACGUCCCAGACUGAAGUUGGAAUGUCCUCAAUACUCAACAGCAGUGAGGAAGAAGAGGAAGACAAUAUUUCAGAUGAUCGCAAAAAAGAGAAAUCUGCAAAAAUGAAGGGUAAAUAUCAUCAGAUGCCUAAAUCUAUAGAAAACAUGGUUAAUAACAGAGAAGCAGGAGGGGACAAGGGUAAAACUGUAAGCGGCAAUAAUCAGGAUUUUUUGACCCAAUCUAGCAUCACAUUUGGGUCUGAUAAACCUGCUCACAGUGUAGAAACCAAUGUUGAUAGUUCAGAUUCACAAGCUAUGAUUGGCAGCACAGAAACAGAGACACCUCAGGGUGAGAUGGGACAGGAGGGGGAGGCUGGUGAGGGCCGCUUUCAGGAGUUCGGAUCAUCUCGUUCUACUAAUAAAAGUACUGACCGUAAGUAUGAAAAGGCCUCAGAGGAGGACAGAAGAACGUUUUCCACCAGUGAGAGCGCAACACAGAUGGAAAACAGUGCAGACCAGGACUCUGUGUCUCCACAUAUGCAGCAGGGGGCCACUCAAAGUGUUGGUGAUGCACACGAGCUGAAGGAAACUGUUAAAGAAACUGAGAGAGAUGGUGACAAAACCAACCUCCAGCCAGUUCAAACUGAGACAAUUGAGUUUGGGAAAUGCAUUUUGAAUGAAAGUGGUCUCAAGUCAGCUACAGACUGUGGAAAAGAGACUCAGACUAAAGAAGCGGGGUCAAAUGAAGAGGAAAAGCAGGAGGAGAUAGAACAGUCAAAGGGAGAGGUGAAACAGCAGGAUGUGAAAGAAAGAAAAAAAGAGGAGAAACAGGAAGUGAAGGAGAUAAAGGAAGUAGGGAAACAGGAGCAAGUGGAGGAGAUAAAGGAAGUAGGGAAACAGGAAGAAGUGGACGAGAUAAAAGAAGAGGGGAAACAGGAAGAAGGGAAGGAGGUAAAGGAAGAGGGGAAACAAGAGGAAGUGGAGGAGAUAUUGGAAGUAGGGAAACAGGAGGAAGUGGAGGAGAUAAAGGUAGAGGGAAGACAGGAGGAAGGGUAUGAGAUAAAGGAAGAGAGAAAACAAGAGGGAGUGGAAGAUAUAAAGGAAGUAGGGAAACAGGAGGAAGUUAAGGAGAUGAAGGAAGUAGAGAAACAGGAAGAAGGGAAACAAGAUGAAGUGGAUGAUAUAUUGGAAAUAGAGAAACAGGAGAAAGUGGAGGAGAUACAGGAAGAGAGAAAACAAGAAGAAGUGGUAGAGAUAAAGGAAGAGGGGAAACAGGAGGAAGGGAAUGAGAUAAAGGAAGAGGGUAAACAAGAGGAAGUGGAGAAGAUAAAGGAAGUAGGGAAACAGGAAGAAGAUAAGGAGAUGAAGGAAAUAGGGAAACAGGAGGAAGUGGAGGAGAUAAUGGAAGAGAGAAAGCAAGAGGAAGUGGAAGAGAUAAAGGAAGUAGGGAAACAGGAGGAAGUAGAGGAGAUAAAGGAAGAGGGGGAACAAGAGGAAGUGAACGAGAUAAAGGAAGUAGGGAAACAGGAAGAAGUUAAGGAGAUGAAGGAAGUGGAGGAGAUAAUGGAAGAGGGGAAACAAGAGGAAGUGGAGAAGAUGAAGAAAGAGAGGAAACAAGAGAAAGUGGAGGAGAUAAUGGAAGAGAGAAAGCAAGAGGAAGUGGAAGAGAUAAAGGAAGUAGGGAAACAGGAGGAAGUAGAGGAGAUAAAGGAAGAGGGGGAACAAGAGGAAGUGAAUGAGAUAAAGGAAGUAGGGAAACAGGAAGAAGUUAAGGAGAUGAAGGAAGUAGGGAAACAGGAGGAAGUGGAGGAUAUGAAGGAAAUAGGGAAACAGGAGGAAGUGGAGGAGAUAAUGGAAGAGAGAAAGCAAGAGGAAGUGGAAGAGAUAAAGGAAGUAGGGAAACAGGAGGAAGUAGAGGAGCUAAAGGAAGAGGGAGAACAAGAGGAAGUGAACGAGAUAAAGGAAGUAGGGAAACAGGAAGAAGUUAAGGAGAUGAAGGAAGUAGGGAUACAGGAGGAAGUUGAGGAGAUAAUGGAAGAGGGGAAACAAGAGGAAGUGGAGAAGAUGAAGAAAGAGAGGAAACAAGAGAAAGUGGAGGAGAUAUUGGAAGUAGGGAAACCGAAGGAAGUGGAGGAGAUAAUGGAAGAGGGGAAACAAGAGGAAGUGGCGGAGAUAAAGGAAGUAGGGACACAGGAGGAAGUGGAGGAGAUAAAGGAAGAGUGGAAGCAGCAGGAUAUAGAUGAGUUCAAGGAGGAAAAGCAGGAGCAGGUGGAAGAAUUAAAAGAAGUUAAGGAAAGGGAGGAGUUAAAGGAGGUAGAAGGAGUAAAGGAACAAGAUACUAAAGUGGGUGAAGAAAAACAAGCAGAGUCUCAUUUUGAGGAAGAGAUGGAAAACAGCCUCCACUCUUUACCUCAUGCUAAGAAAGACACGGACAGUCCAGAGCCAGAGAGCGACGGGAAAGACACACAAGACGAGAGCAGCUCGGAAUCUGUGUUCUCCGAACCGUCCACGCAGACUGAAGAGAGUCGGACUGAAAACCCAUCGAUGGAAGGAGAGGAGAGAGAGGAAGAGAAGGUCAGGGGUCAAAUGAAAGAGGAGGAGGUUGAGGAGAUGGAGAAUGUGGACCGUUUGAGGAGGAUCGAAGAUGAAGAGGAGACCCUUAAAUGUUCAAAUGACCUUUGUCCUCAGGCUAGCGAAGACGGAUUUGUAAAGGACAGAGAAGGAAAUGAUCCUGUGAAUAUGUUGAGCUCAAUAGAGGAAGGGGCAAUGGAGACAGGGAAGCAAAAUCCAAUGGACAAUGAUCAAAUAUUAGCAGACAGGAUAGGAGCGAGUCAGCUGGUACCAGUUGAAGGCGUGGAGAAGGAUGAGGAUGGAGUACAGGUGGAGGAAGAGAAAAUAAACGAGGGGAACAACUAUUUGCCACAUUCAGGUGAGAGUGCGGAUCCACUUUCACUUGGCCAGACAACUGUGAACACAGAAGAUGAUCAGCUGCAUUCUGGUGAGGCCUACAACACUGAGCUUGAAGACCCCGGAACCAUCAGCAACGGGGUUUCCGCUGAGGAGGAAACAGAGCAAGGAUGCUCUGAUCCUAAGAUAGUAACAGAGAAGCACACUGAUAAGGAAGAGAGGGAGAUGAACGCAGAGCCUGAGGCUGAUUUCAGGUCAGACGGAGCGAUAGCGGUUCCAGUGUCGUCCGUUGAAAGCCCGUCUGUGAUGUCCGAACAAAGCGCUCCGUCAGACGGUCACAACACAGGGCCAAGUGGAGGUGCGUUCGGCCUUUUCAAAAGCGCCUUUAGCUUUUUUGGAUCGCCCCUCGCCGAGACUGGUGGGUCCAAAGAGUCUUCCCCGAGUUCGGGUUCUGACACGUCCACGGUACGAGCCUCUCUCCCUUCUGAGCAAGCACUGGAUUCAACCACUGAUUCGGGUCAGCUUUACAUGCAAGAUUUGCACACUUCCCCCCAAGUCGCAGAGACCCGGACCUCACCUCCGUCCCCAACGGGUGGCCGUUCUCACCCCGCGGAAAAAAGCCCCCCCCAGACUAAAACCCUCGCCACACAUUACAAGAGCCUCCUCGCCCACAUGAGCGCCGACGAGGCGACCGUUCUGACGGAGCUCUUUGGACGACACAAGUUGCAGUUUUUGGAUUACAUGUUGGGGAGCGCGGAACCCACGACCGGUGACCCCGACAGCGAUGGCUCGAUAUUGCUGGAUAUAGAGAGGCUUCUGGGUCAUCACAGGGAGGCUCUGGUGGCUCCCAGCGCGAGGCUCGCGGAUGCACCGCAGCAGGACAAGGACAAGACCAGUGUGCUCAUUGCACUUCAGAAGCUAGAAACGCUGCUGGCAAGAGUGAGAGAGACUUUCAGCACAGGCGAGGCCAGCUGUGUCGGGGAAUCCUGUUCAACUCACAACGAAGAUGAGGAGACGCCCGCUGAGGAGGAUUCCUCUGAGGGCCCGGAUAGGACCAACACUCCAAGAGAUGAAUGGAUGGGGUUGGGUCAAGAGAAAGAUGGACGACUGAGUGGAAGCACAGCAAAGGAGAGGGUGACCGAGGAUCAGGAAAGGCAAGAGGAGGGGAUGCCCCCACCACAGCCACUGGAAGAGGUAAUAAGGCAAAUUCGGGACUUUGCUCAUCAAAUCGCCGAAGACUCAACCACUCAUGUUCAUGCAACGAGGGAGCGCCUGACAUGGCUUACUGUACAGGUAAGAUUAACUGCAGAUUGA
This is a messenger RNA of Cyclopterus lumpus (lumpfish), 5748 nucleotides long. Its product is annotated as titin homolog. Gene Ontology annotation, cellular component: endoplasmic reticulum membrane; endoplasmic reticulum exit site. The coding region runs from base 1 to 5748 and encodes 1915 amino acids. NCBI's taxonomy places the organism in Eukaryota, Metazoa, Chordata, Actinopteri, Perciformes, Cyclopteridae. The transcript is spliced from 6 exons. Gene Ontology annotation, biological process: endoplasmic reticulum to Golgi vesicle-mediated transport; vesicle cargo loading; protein secretion. The record is from RefSeq and is a predicted model, not a curated record. Gene Ontology annotation, molecular function: protein binding.